This is a messenger RNA of Arachis stenosperma, 4250 nucleotides long. RefSeq names its product kinesin-like protein KIN-12B. Gene Ontology annotation, biological process: microtubule-based movement. Gene Ontology annotation, molecular function: microtubule motor activity; ATP binding; microtubule binding. NCBI's taxonomy places the organism in Eukaryota, Viridiplantae, Streptophyta, Magnoliopsida, Fabales, Fabaceae. The record is from RefSeq and is a predicted model, not a curated record. The coding region runs from base 130 to 3969 and encodes 1279 amino acids. The transcript has 16 exons.
UUCAAAAUCCGCAUCUUCGCUCUCUCCCAUCCCAAUUAUUCAAAAUUCUAUCUUCUACCUCUCGCCCCAACGGCUACUUCAACUUCCUCUCUCUCUCUCUCUCUCUCUCUCGAUCCACCAUCAACAAAAAUGAAGCACUUCAUGCUGCCCAAAAACGCGAGCCUAAGGGACGCUUCCGCCGCGGAGCUCCCCAAACAGAGGCCGAACAACUCUCGGAAGCACAAACCCUCAAAAGAGAACGACCCUCCCUCAGAUCCCAAUAUUUUCGCUGUCGCCGCUUCCGAUUCAAAGCCUUCGCCGGCCAAAUUGAAGAGCCCCCUGCCUCCAAGACCUCCUUCUUCCAAUCCACUGAAGAGGAAGCUCAGCGCCGAUGCUUUUGCUGACAACUCGGUCCCCACCGGAUCCUCCGAUUCCGGUGUUAGGGUUGUUGUGAGGAUGAGGCCACUGUGUAAGGACAAGGAUGAAGAGGAUCCUAUAGUUCAGAAGAUCUCUGAUGAUUCGGUGUCGAUCAAUGGCCAGACUUUCACCUUUGAUUCGGUUGCAGAUAUGGAAGCUACGCAGCUGGAUAUUUUCGAGCAUGUUGGGGUGCCUCUGGUUGAGAAUUGCUUGGCUGGUUUCAAUAGUUCAGUGUUUGCUUAUGGACAGACUGGGAGUGGAAAGACUUAUACAAUGUGGGGUCCUGCUAAUGCUUUAUCGGAGGAAAAUGCAGCCAGUGAACAACGGGGUCUUACACCCCGUGUCUUUGAGAGACUAUUUGCACGCAUAAAUGAAGAGCAAACUAAGCAUUCCGACAAACAACUCAGCUACCAGUGCCACUGCUCUUUUCUUGAGAUAUACAAUGAACAAAUCACGGAUCUUUUAGAUCCAAAUCAAAGAAACCUACAGAUAAGGGAAGAUGUUAAAUCUGGUGUUUAUGUAGAAAAUCUUACGGAGGAGCAAGUGUCAACGAUGAAGGAUGUAACUCGGCUUUUAAUAAAGGGAUUCACAAACAGAAGAGUAGGUGCAACCAGUAUAAAUUCUGAGAGUUCUCGCUCACAUACUGUUUUUACUUGUGUUGUUGAAUUUCGAUGCAAGAGCUCGGUAGAUGGUACAAGCAGAUUUAAAACAAGUAGAAUCAAUCUUGUUGAUCUAGCUGGAUCAGAAAGACAAAAAUUGACUGGUGCUGCAGGGGAGCGUUUGAAGGAAGCCGGCAAUAUCAAUAGAUCACUCUCACAGCUUGGGAAUCUGAUAAAUAUUCUUGCAGAAAUUUCUCAGACAGGAAAGCAGCGCCAUAUACCAUAUAGAGACUCCAGGUUGACAUUUUUAUUGCAGGAGUCUCUUGGAGGAAAUGCAAAAUUAGCAAUGAUUUGUGCUAUUUCUCCAGCACAAAGUUGUAGAAGUGAAACUUUCAGUACACUGAGAUUUGCACAACGUGCCAAAGCUAUCAAGAACAAGGCAGUUGUUAAUGAAGUCAUGCAGGAAGAUGUCAACCAAUUGCGAGAAGUGAUACGACAAUUAAGGGAUGAGCUGCAUCGAAUCAAAGCAAAUGGUUACAAUCCAGCAGACUCAAGUGGAGGUCAUUCAGCAGCUUGGAUUCGAAGAAGCUUGAAUUUAUUACAGUCUAGCCUCAGUCGGCCACUACAAUUACCUUGCGUUGAUGAAGAUGGUGAUGAAGAGAUGGAGAUUGAUGAGGAAGGUGUUCAUGACCAUGAUGCUGUUUCCUGCAGUGCCACUAUGUUGGAUAAUUGCAAUGUUGCACAAAAUGACAAGGAGCAGGAUAUGGGUAAACCCUGUGAUGAUAAAAAUACUCCUAGUUGCUCUAGCAGCAGAUGCCUUAAUGAAAAAUCAUCCAGUUCAAUAGUAAGAACCAGUUUCUCACUUCCUGUAGGUGAAUCCAUAGGAGAUUUUACUGGUUUUUCAGCCCCUAAAACGUCCAGUGAUUCUCCUAGUGCUACAAUGGAUUGUGUCACCCCAGAUAGUCUCAGCAUAGUUCCAUGUGAUUCAUCCCUAUUACUUAAAUCCCCAACUCUCAGUAUUUCUCCUAGGCUCAGCAGUGGAAGGAAAAGUCUGCGGAUGUCAUCAGUGGUCUCCCUUUCCGAGAAUGACCUUGAUGUUGAAAGUGAGAUGGGAAUUAAAACUGAGAAUCAGAAAAGCUCCUCAUCUGCUGCCUUUUCAACUCAGACAGCUCCAAAUUUCCUUUCUAAAACAGAAAACUUAGCAGCAAGCAUACGCCAUGGUCUUGAAAUUCUUGAUGGCCAUCGUCGUAGUGCUGCUUUGAGGCAUUCAUCAUAUAGGUUUUCAUUACUACCAACAGAAUCCAGAUUAGUUGUUCCAGCUAACAGAGUUGAUGUGGGAGUGCAGACUUUUCUUGAUGAUACUGUCAAAGAAGAUUCUUCUGUAUUCACAUGUAGUAAUUGUAAAAACAGAAUGCAAGUUGAUGCUGAUGAAGCUGAUAAUAACUCAAACCUACAGUUGGUACCCGUUGAUUGUCCUAACUCAAGCCUAGAGUUGGUACCUGUUGAUAACCUUGGGUCCGCUGAUAAGUCGAAGAAGCAUGUUCUGAAAGCAGUAGAGAAGGUUUUGGCAGGAUCUAUAAGGAGAGAAAUGGCACUUGAAGAAUUCUGUGCAAAGCAGAACUAUGAGAUAAUGCAGCUUAACCGCUUGGUGCAACAGUAUAAACAUGAGAGGGAGUGCAACGCCAUAGUAGCACAAACAAGGGAAGAUAAAAUUCUUCGCCUUGAGAGCCUCAUGGAUGGUGUUUUGCCCUCUGAGGACUUCAUGGAUGAAGAACAUCUGGCCCUUGUCCAUGAACACAAGCUUUUAAAGGAGAAGUUCAAGAAUCAUCCCGAAGUUUUGAAGAUGCAGAUAGAGUUAAAAAGGGUAAGAGAUGAACUAGAACAGUAUCAGAGUUUCUACAAUUUGGGUGAGAGGGAAGUGUUGAUGGAAGAAAUACAAAGUUUAAGAAGCCAGCUUCAGUUUUACGUUGAUUCUUCAUCUCAAUCUGGAAGGAAGCAAUAUCCCCUGUUGCAGUUAACUAGUUCCUCCCAACCUAGGUUGUCAGCAACACUCACAGCCAUCCCAGAGUCAACAGAUGAGAAAGCUGAAACAGACGAAAUUCCAGAGUCAACAGGGGAGGAGAGGGCUGAGGCCAAUGAAAUUCCAGCAUCAUCAGAGGAGAGCUCUGAAGCGAUACUUGAAAGAGAAAGAAUUAAAUGGACUGAGGCAGAAAGCAGAUGGAUUUGUCUUUCUGAGGAAUUGAGAGCUGAGCUUGAAUCUAACAGAUUGCUAGCUGAAAAGAGGAAGCAGGAAUUGGAUGCCGAGAGGAAGUGUAGUGAGGAACUUCAGGAAGCAAUGCAUAUGGCUAUAGAAGGCCAUGCAAGGCUUCUCGAACAGUAUGCAGAUUUGGAAGAGAAACAUAUCCAAUUGCUUGCGAGGCAUAGAAACAUUCAGCAAGGAAUUGAGGAUGUCAAGAAAGCAGCCUCCAGGGCAGGAGUAAGAGGUGCAGAGUCUAAGUUCAUAAAUGCCCUUGCUGCGGAAAUUUCAGCAUUAAAAGCAGAAAGAGAAAAAGAAAGGCGAAUCCUAAGGGAUGAAAACAGAGGCCUUCAAUCCCAAUUGAAGGAUACUGCUGAAGCAAUGCAAGCUGCAGGUGAAUUGCUUUUGCGGCUUAAAGAAGCAGAAGAAGCUGUCACUACUGCACAGAAACGGACAAUGGAUGCAGAACUGGAAGCUACAAAGGCCUAUAAACAAAUGGAGAAGCUUAAGAAGAAACACGAAAAGGAAAUCAGUGAACUCAAUAUUCAGCUCAAAGAAAUGCGUGCGAAAGAAUUGAUGCGACCAGCCUAUGAUGAUGACAUUGUAAUGCCCAUAUAUGAUGAGCCACAUAGUAGUAGUGUUCAUGAUCUUGAGCACUUUGAUAAUACAGAGGAUGGGGAGUUUGAAAAACUAGCAGAACCAUCAUGGUUCUCUGGCUAUGAUAGAUGCAACAUAUAGAAGAGAUAAUCAUACCUUUUUUGUAUGUCACUGUUACAAAGUUUGUUGAUAAAUGAUUGUAUUCUAUUCUUUCGUUCUUACUCUUUGUGAGCAUAAAUGAGUUUGUCUCUUGCUUGCUCUGAAGAGAGAUUUGUGUAAUAGAAAUGUGACUUUUACAUGUCUCAUGUCUGAUGUGAUAAUCAAAGGCCCUUGUGAUAUGUAUCUAUGUAUGUAAGAGGUUAUGAAAAUGAAUGAACCAUGAGGAAGCAACUGUACCAACAUAUUAAAUAUUGAAAGGGAUU